Aspergillus melleus is the source of this 3327-nucleotide messenger RNA. RefSeq names its product WD repeat protein. Gene Ontology annotation, biological process: regulation of actin cytoskeleton organization; TOR signaling. Bases 1 to 3327 code for a protein of 1108 amino acids. Gene Ontology annotation, cellular component: TORC2 complex; TORC1 complex. The record is from RefSeq and is a predicted model, not a curated record. Lineage: Eukaryota; Fungi; Ascomycota; Eurotiomycetes; Eurotiales; Aspergillaceae. The transcript has a single exon. Gene Ontology annotation, molecular function: protein binding.
AUGAAGCACUCAUCCCAUAAGACCCAUGAGCCUCAGAAUGAUGACGCCGGUGGUGGCUCAGAAGGCUGUGUGGUCUCGCAUAAUACAUCUGAUCACCUGGAGAAGAAAGACUCUGGUUCUCCCAAUCCACGACAAACAAUAUGUGCAAGUUCUGAGACCUUGACGUCGGAGGGGAAGUCAAGAAAACACAACGCCUUGGUUCAACAAUCGACGCCCAAAGAAGUCUCAAAGCGCCCAGUUUGUCUCCCUGAGCGCCAGCUUUCUACACACCCAAAUUCCUCGAGGGAAAACUUGAAAGUUAGCCAUGAGCGCGCAACUACUCUUUCUAGAAGUGACCGAAAGCGCUCCUUCUCACCAAAGCAGACUCCCAAAUCGGACUUGGAGAUAAGCCAGGAGAGACACAAAACAGCAGGAACGCGGCGCUCCGGUCGAUCUAAAUCUGGGCCCACCAAUUAUUAUGAGCCAAUGCGUCUAUCUGAUCUCGAUUCCGAGGAAGAGUCAGAUCAUCGUCAAGUCCCACCAUCGAUACCAGCCUCGCCAUCCAGGGCGUUUGACAAGGAUGCCAAGCCCCCCGAUCACACGCUCACAAUAAUCUUCUCUUCGCAAGGACUACAAAUCGUGAAGUCGCGCUUCAAAACCAUGGCUGAGCUUCAGGACUUGGAGCAAGCAUGCUACUCUCCAGAAGUGAACCCUGCAAAGUAUGCCCGAAGGUUUAUCAAGGGCCCCGAGACCGUUCUCCACGUUGAUUUUGGUGAAGAUGAGAUGAUAUCCGUGUUAGAGCUGAUGUCACUUCACGGCUUACAGAGGACUGCAAACUCAGAAAUAUCACUCGUCGAUCAGAUCAUACAAGCCCUGUCCAGCUGUGCAGUGUCUGACGAUAUUACCUGGAAUUUGUCGAGGAUAUACAAACUCUCCCACGUGCUCUCUAGCCAAGGAGUACAUGGCGACAGCACGUCGAUUCUGAAACUAUUGCAAUCCCCGGGCAAGAAGGAAGCCAAAAGCCUAAUUGCAGAAGUUCUAGAGCAAAAAGAACAAAACUGUGGCGGUCAAUAUGGUUACCGGGUCGAGGAAAUUCACAGGUUGGCCGCAUGUCUACAGUGUGCUUCGAAAAUAGACCGGCGCCGCCAUAGCGACAUUGAUGCAUUUCUCAAAGAUGCUAAAACCGGGUGCCUCCCGUCAAUUCCGUGUGUCGUGAAGGCCAUCGCAUCUCCUGACAAACUUUCGUCAGACGGCAGGCGUCCUCGGGGCUCUCAAAGGUUUGCCCAGUUAUUGCAAAGUAGAGAACUGGGAUGCAGCGUGAACAGAAAAAUCAGCUCUGACGUUGCAAGCAAUUUUAGGCUCUGCAAGAAAUGGAAAGGGGCUUCGAAUGAUGUGGUAGCGCUGGCGUGGUCACCCGACGGAACAAGAUUUGCAGCCGGUGCCACAGCGCAGUGCGAUGAGCACAAUAUGGAAUAUAACCGAAGGAAUAACCUGUUAAUCGGUGAUUUGACUCGAAGUUGCUUGGAAGAACUCCCCGACCAUUGCAUCCCUCGACCGGCUGGAGGACGUGCACAUAGAGCAAUGACUGACAGUCAGCUUUUCAUGAGCGUCACGGCUGUGCAAUGGUUCCAAGACUUUCUGUUUACAGGAAGUUAUGAUAAUACGGUCAAGCUGUGGGAUUUGGGUGGGGGGAAAGCAUCAUGUUAUAAAACCCUCCGGCAUGAUGCCAAAGUGCUCGUGAUGGCUCGUUCGACCUUUGAACCUAAUCUGCUCGCCACUGGAACGCAUGCCAUUGGAUUGUGGAAUGUCGAGGAGUCUACAUACACUUCUCUUGGGCUUUCCGAACAUGUCAGUAAGAAGGGCCUUGAACUAGUGCCGACAUCUUUAGCAUGGGGAACUAUUCCCUCCACUAAGAACAUGCUGCUUGCUGGCUUGGCUGAAAGUGACGAUGGGAUCCCACAAAAUGGUCAUCUUGCAGUCUGGCGUGUUGGAGAAGGGGAGGCCAUUCCUGUGCAGUAUUCGCCCAACUCCCAAAACAUCUUCGACAUCAAGUGGCAUCCGACCUCGGAAGCUUUUGUCACGGGGAGCUCCACGGGGCUGAGAAAUAUCGGGUCCGUCGUCCGCCACUACGAGCCUCUCAAAACGAGAAGGGGGAUUUACGAGUUUGAUUGUCCCGCCCUGGAUAUCAACGAGGUUACAUUCUGCCCUGUCAACUCCAACUAUGUGACAGCCAGCUGUACCGAUGGCAAUACGUAUGUUUGGGAUUAUCGCAAAAACAACGAUUUUGUCCUCAAGUUGCCGCAUGGCGGGCCCCUUAAUCAAACCGACGAGACCCUCACUAGGGAGGAAGCAGAUGUGGGCGUGACCGUGGCAUUGUGGGGAAAUGGAGUUGACCAGUUUUACACUGGGGCAUCGGACGGUAUCCUCAAAAAGUGGAAUAUCCUUAAAUCUCAGGACGAUGCACUCGUUGAAGAUACGGCUAGUUUGGAAGAAGAGAUAACGUGUGCAGCCUUUUCAGACGAUAAAUCAAACCUUUUGGUUGGGGAUGCUGCUGGCGGCAUUCACGUGUUGUCAUCGGGGCCUGUUUUCAACACCGACGAACGGUCAUUCACAUUCGAAAGUGCUCCUCAACUGGCUUGUGAAGAUUACGAGUCGGAUCCCGAGUCAGGCGUCAAAGCUGGACGCAAUUUGUUAGCGUCUGGUCAGCUUUCCUUGCACCCUGUAUAUGGAGUUGGACAAGGUCCUCACUACACUGGGCCUUUUGCUGCUUGGGCUCGACCGGAAGGAACACCAAGCGAGGAUAUUGCGCGAACGCAGCUCAAAAGGGAGCUGCAGAUUCGUCAGCUUGACGGGAUCCCCAUCGAGUACCGCAGCGAGCUAGACGACCAAGCUAGGAGGGACGUCGAGGCACAGAUUCAACUCGCCCGUAUCCGGAAUCUGAGAAAAGGCGAGAAUAAGAGAAAGAGGAACGAGUCCGCAAACUCCAUCAACCGGGCUCCCAUCAUUCAUGAGUUCAUCGAUCUGUGCAGCGAUGACGAAGACCAGCCUCGUCCUUUGACGGUCCCGUCCGGCGAGCUCGAGCGGCGAGCAAAGACGCGGAGAAGCGAGCCUCUAAUUGUGAACAUGGAAUGUGACAUCAUCGACCUGACCGGGGAUACAGAUAGCGAGGAGCUUGUAGACGUUCCGCCUGGGAUGGAACUCGGCCGUUCUCCCGAUCAUUUUACAUUUGACGAAGUUCGCAGUUUGAAAGACGAGCGUGCCGAAGAACUAGAAGAGGCGCUUGGUGAAGAUUUCUGGUGGCCACCAAAUCACACUGUUGACCCGAACAUUCAUGAUGAUGCUGUUUAA